AUAAAAGCAAGCUAUACAAUGAACCAAUCAUUAUUUGCGUCGCUCCUAUUCUGGGACGACUGUGCUUGAGCGGUGGAUGCCUUGUCGACUUUAUGCAGCGACAGUAUCAAAACAAUGCAAAACAUGAAUGGAGGCUCAUGAUAACGAGCUGGCAAGCUCGCCCGUCAACAAAGGCAACCGCGCGUUGACCGGGGCGUUUCCACUCUGCAAAUGGGCCUGGCGUAGUACCAUGUGAUUGCUGGCUCGGGUAACAUGUGCAUUGCACUGAGACAAUGCCAGGAGUUUACAGAAUGUGUGGGUCCACAAGUCAACAUUCGCGCCGCUUGACGCCCGCAGGUCGCUGAGCCAGGUGCAAUGGCGUACAUUAGCUCCAGGUCCGCCGUGCGCGGGCCCGUUUUCGCGGCUGGUGUCAAGGUUGCAGGUUGGGCUGCGAGCUGAUGGCGCACGGUCAGUCUCAAUGCCCGCCGGGCUCGCGCCCUUUCCCGCGGCUGGAUGGUGUCAAGCCCGCAGGGCAUGGAGCUGGCUACAGUUGCUAUGGCAUCGCAAUCAGGUUAAGGCCCGCCGUGCUCGCGCCCUUUCCCGCGGCUGGAUGGUGUCAAGCCCGCAGGGCAUGGAGCUGGCUACAGUUGCUAUGGCAUCGCAAUCAGCUUAAGGCCCGCCGUGCUCGCCCCCUUUCCCGUGGCUGGAUGGUGUCAAGCCCGCAGGGCAUGGAGCUGGCUACAGUUGCUAUGGCGUCACGAUCAGGUUACAGCCCACCGUGCUCGCGCCCUUUCCCGCGGCUGGAUGGUGUCAAGCCCGCAGGGCAUGGAGCUGGCUACAGUUGCUAUGGCAUCGCAAUCAGGUUACGGCCCACCGUGCUCGCGCCCUUUCCCGCGGCUGGAUGGUGUCAAGCCCGCAGGUGGCGCGAGGACUGCAGUCAAGCAGGAUGGAUGGUGGAGCGAGCUAGGACAUAUGCUGCAAUGUUGGCGCAUGGUGUCCAUGACGGUGCUGCUUAGUGCUCAAGUGGCUGCUAUGGAUUGUGGAGGCCAGACCAUGCCUAGUCACUUGUGUGAAUCAGCUUGGAGGUAGGCUGCGUGUGGACUUCCCAGCUGCAAGGGACUUUAUCCCUCUGGUCUUGUGCAGGGCAAGGCGGGGCAUGACCACUGCGGUCUUGUAAUAGCUGUUGGAU
Chlamydomonas reinhardtii is the source of this 1168-nucleotide messenger RNA. RefSeq lists its product as uncharacterized. The record is from RefSeq and is a predicted model, not a curated record. NCBI's taxonomy places the organism in Eukaryota, Viridiplantae, Chlorophyta, Chlorophyceae, Chlamydomonadales, Chlamydomonadaceae. The transcript has 2 exons. The coding region runs from base 458 to 652 and encodes 64 amino acids.